This is a messenger RNA of Sitodiplosis mosellana (orange wheat blossom midge), 1339 nucleotides long. RefSeq lists its product as uncharacterized. Gene Ontology annotation, molecular function: olfactory receptor activity; odorant binding. The coding region runs from base 1 to 729 and encodes 242 amino acids. The transcript is spliced from 5 exons. Gene Ontology annotation, cellular component: plasma membrane. The record is from RefSeq and is a predicted model, not a curated record. Gene Ontology annotation, biological process: detection of chemical stimulus involved in sensory perception of smell; sensory perception of smell. NCBI's taxonomy places the organism in Eukaryota, Metazoa, Arthropoda, Insecta, Diptera, Cecidomyiidae.
AUGCAUGAACUAAGUUCAUUGACUGUAAUCGACGAUAAAUUAUUACCUUUCGACCAAAAAUCUGUGCCUGGAUUUUUGUCUGGCAUUCUCGUUGAAUUAAUUGCUGGAUGGAAAUUUUCUGCCGUUUUAUGUUCGAUCAAUACUUUUUAUAUUGGCGUUUGCUGGUAUGUCGAAGCAUGCAUCAAUGAUUUACAAAGCAUUUUCGAUGAAAUUGAUGCAUUUCUAACGGCAAAUGACGGCGAUGAAAACAAUGACAAUGGUUUAACAAAAUUUACCUUGAGACGGAGUUUACUUGAAGCUGUUGAUUUUCAUAAGAGAAUUUUAAGUUUGAUCGAAAACUUUGCCUCUCUUGUCGAUGGAGUGAUUUUUUUGACCUUUAGCGGGGGAACUGUGUGGCUAUCUACAUCGAUGGCACAGUUUAUGGACAUCAAUAUUAAACUGUUCCAGCCAGCGGUUUCGAAUUUCUUGAUUUUGGUUUGGUUGUUCGUUUAUUGUUUUUACGGUAAUUUGAUCACAUGGAAAUGUUUGCAAGUUGCUGAUUUUGCUUAUCACUCGAAAUUCUACAAUUAUCCGAAUGAUCUUAAGAUUUUCACAUUACUUAUGAUGGAAAGAUCGCAACGUCCGUUUUAUAUUACCGGCUAUAAGAUCACUAAGUGCUCGUUGGAAAGCUAUACACGGUUUUUGAACACAGCCCUGUCAUUUUACAUGCUCUUCAGAAACCUUUGGUGAAUAUUGAUACAAGAGGAAUCAACAGGGGAAUCAAAUGAUAUCUAUCUUGUUGUUUACUGUUACACUUAUACGCACUAAGCACAUGAAAAUUGUUUCGAUUCACCUUCAAGCCAAAAAACAGCUAUAGUUUUUGGAGUGAGAGCAGUGACUUUUUUUUGGCCCGCUCGCGUUCGGGUUCGAUUUUAUUCAGCGUCCCUUGAAGCGCUCUCAUGCCUUUCUUUCAAAUCCAAUCAUAAGCAGUGCUUAAUAAGCACCCAGAGAUCGACCGCCUUCGGUGUUCUCGCGACCGGGUGCAAUGCAUUGAAUGAGCCGUUCGCUUCCUGGUAAAAAAAAAGUCCCUGGGUGACAUUCAAAGUUUUCACUCGCACCAUACACAACUAGCACAACAUUGAAAUAUGACAGCAGUAAGUGUGAGAGGGAUAAAAUUCCUCCCAGAUCCAUGUAUUUUCAAAUUGAAUGGCGUUACAAUCGAACUGAAUGAUAUCGCGUAUUUUUCAAGUGUAUGAAUAUUUUCAUCAGAUAUUUUUCGUGUAUGCACAAUGCACAUGCACAAUGCACAUGCACAAUACCCAUCAACAACAAGUAAAUAAAACAUGCAUUUCUUUCUAAA